AUGUCGGCCAAGAGGGCAGAACUGAGGAAAACAAACCCGGUAAAGGAGAAACGUUGCCGGACAACCAAGAACUACAAGACAGUUUGCCUGGAAUUGAAGCCAGAGCCAACCAAAACAUAUGAUUACAAAGGAGCUAAACCAGGAGAGCCAUUUGUCAAAGCAGGAGUGACACAGGAGCUGAAGAAUGAACUCAGGGAGGUGAGGGAAGAGCUCAAGGAAAAAAUGGAGGAGAUAAAACAGAUAAAGGAUAUAAUGGACAAGGAUUUUGAUAAACUUCACGAAUUCGUGGAAAUUAUGAAGGAAAUGCAGAAGGAUAUGGAUGAGAAGAUGGACGUUCUUAUAAAUAUUCAGAACAACAAGCUUCCCCGUAGAAGAGGAUCAAAGGAGCAGCUGGAACUCAGGCUGAUGGGAAAGACUGACACAGACCUGCAGCUCAGGCCCAAGAAAAUGGACGGAGCUGCUGGAGUACCAUUAGCUCGUCACAAGAAGACGUUGGCACCACCAAAAACAAAAAAGGACCCACUGGAUUCCCUUCAUCAAUGUAAUACCUGCUGUGAGAAAUGUUUGUUGUGUGCCCUAAAGAACAACUGCAAUCAGGGCGCAGCCACAGAACUUAUCAGCAGCUCCGGUUCAUCCCCUCCCACCCCCUGAGCUGCACAGUUAGGGCUUACUGCCUGCUUAACUACCACCCACACUCCAGGCUCCACCCAGAGAUUAAAAAUCUUCAUUUAAAGCCAA
Molecule: messenger RNA, 738 nt
Organism: Galeopterus variegatus (Sunda flying lemur)
Lineage: Eukaryota; Metazoa; Chordata; Mammalia; Dermoptera; Cynocephalidae
Gene: TEX35
Product: testis expressed 35
Exons: 9
Coding region: 1-651 (216 amino acids)
Source: RefSeq, a predicted model, not a curated record